This is a messenger RNA of Prorocentrum cordatum, 1312 nucleotides long. The record is from the annotation of a GenBank genome assembly. Lineage: Eukaryota; Dinophyceae; Prorocentrales; Prorocentraceae.
AUGCAAGUCUUGCGGAACGUGAGGGCCCUGCGCAGACAGGUCGCGACUGGCGAGCCACGCUGGGAGACCUUGGAGCAGUACAAUCUCCGCCAGAAGGAGUUUACGUCUGCUGGGUCUGUCGACACUAUGUGGAUGUCAGUGGCGCGAAGCACUUCGGGACUCGCCGAGACUGUCUCGGAGAUAGUCCCAGUCCCUGGAAUCAGGCGCCGACUCGGACAGGUUGCGAGGAGUUCUUCGUUCGCGGUCAUGUCUAUACUCGUCACGAUCUUGCAGGUCGUAUGGGUUGCGAUAGACACCGACCGCAAUCACAAUGUGAAUGUAUGGGACAAGCCGCCGUUCGACCAAGCCGUCGACCUUUCUUUCUUGAUGUACUUCGCGAUCGAUUUGAUCAUGGUAUCCUGUACGUUCAAAUCCUUGCGGGCAUGCUUCUCGAGCUUACCGUGGUGUUUUGACGCUAUAUGUGUAUCUGGGUCCACGCUUGAGGUCCUCAUCUUUCCGGCACUCGCAGUGCUCUUCGACCGACGGCGAGAUUGGGCUGGCUUCGGAGCACUCCGAGCCCUCCGGCUUGCCAAGGUUGCCCGAAUAUGGCGUGUAUUGACUUGUAGUUCGGACGCAACGCCGUUCUUCAAAGGUCUUCUUUUCGGCGUGCGAUCCGCUGGCUUCAUCUGGGCCAUCAUUCUGGCCAUGACAUACGUGUUUGCCGUGCUGAUGAGGCUGUACGCCGACGACGCUAUCAGAGACGUGUACGACGAGUUCAACUAUUUGGAUACCACUUUCCUGCUUCUAAUCGUGCGAGGCCUCAUGAUGGACGAGGUGGGGGUCCUGAUGCUCGACCUGUGGAGACAGGACAAGACAUCGUGGCUGAUCUUCACGAUCUACACCUGGUUCACCUUCUUCAGUCUGUUGAACAUGCUGGUCGGAACCUUUUGCACGGUGGCCGGGGAUGUGUCUGCCGCCGAGAAGGACUCCGCGGACAUGGCCUACUUGAAACACCAUUUAUCGAGUAUCGUGGAGUGUUACGUACAUCAUGGACUUAUCGGGAGAAAUGAGUUUGACCUCAUAAUGAAGAACGUUGACGUUUCGCGCAUUUGCUCCCAGCGUGGGACGGACCUGUCCGAGCUGGACGCGCUGAAGGCUACGCUGUUCCACGAUCAGGAUCACAUCGAGUUCAACACUUUCUUCCAGGCGAUUACGCAUUUGCGCAAGGGGAAGCUCGCCACCGUGAAGGACAUCAUGCAGAUGCAGGAUACGCUGUCGGACAAGAUGGACCGGCUGGGGAGGACGGUCCGGGAGAGCCGCUCGGAGCCGAGAG